GCCACGGGAGCGGAGUACUGCGGCAGCGGGCAGAGCCGCGGAGGGAGACCGAGUCCUGAAAAGGUAGCAGUGCGGCUGGUUAGUUUCGCCGGUCUUUCACCGCAAGUAUCAGAGAGCAAACGAAGGAAGCGCACUUCUGCGUGAUGCUCCGCUUGAGACCGCAGCAUUUCAUUUGAAAGACAUCUCACGGAGGAGAGAGAUUGUAGCCUGUCCAUUUUGAAGGCAAGGCAUUUUGAUAUAAUUCGCCGCGAGGGGCUGACACCUCUCAAGCCGUGCAUCACCUGAGAGGAGACGAGUGACUGCGCCAACAUGGGGUAUGGGCGGUCAGACAGUUACCGCGUUGCCACCACACAGGACAAAGAUGACCGAUCCCCCAAGAAGAAGAAGGGGGCAACCAAGGACAUGGAUGACCUGAAGAAAGAAGUUCCCAUUACGGAACACAAGAUGUCUGUAGAGGAAGUAUGCAGGAAAUUCCAGACUGACAUUGUCCAGGGACUGACCAAUGCCAAGGCAGCAGAGUUUCUGAUCAGGGACGGUCCCAAUGCUCUCACCCCUCCUCCCACCACCCCUGAGUGGGUCAAGUUCUGUCGCCAACUGUUUGGUGGAUUCUCCAUCCUGCUGUGGAUCGGCGCCAUCCUCUGCUUCCUGGCCUACGCCAUCCAGGCAGCCACUGAGGAUGAACCUGCAGGAGACAAUUUGUACCUAGGUAUUGUGCUCACAGCUGUCGUCAUCAUCACCGGUUGUUUCUCAUACUUCCAAGAGGCCAAGAGUUCCAAAAUCAUGGAGUCUUUCAAGAACAUGGUGCCUCAGCAAGCAUUGGUGAUCCGUGAGGGCGAGAAGGUACAGAUCAAUGCUGAAGAAGUGGUGGCCGGAGAUCUGAUCGAAGUGAAAGGAGGAGACAGGAUCCCUGCUGACAUCAGGGUGGUUUCUGCUCAUGGCUGCAAGGUGGAUAACUCCUCCCUGACAGGCGAGUCAGAACCUCAGAGCAGGUCACCUGACUGUACCCAUGACAACCCCCUGGAGACCCGAAACAUUGCUUUCUUCUCCACCAACUGUGUGGAAGGCACAGCGCGUGGCAUUGUUAUCUGCACUGGAGACCGCACAGUCAUGGGUCGAAUUGCUACUCUGACCUCUGGACUGGAGACCGGCAAAACCCCUAUUGCUAAGGAGAUCGAGCACUUCAUCCAAAUCAUCACAGGUGUGGCCGUCUUCUUGGGUAUCACAUUUUUCGUCCUGGCCCUAAUCCUGGGUUACUCCUGGCUGGAGGCUGUCAUCUUCCUCAUCGGCAUCAUUGUGGCAAACGUGCCCGAAGGGCUUCUGGCCACAGUCACUGUAUGUCUGACCCUGACUGCCAAACGUAUGGCUAAGAAGAACUGCCUGGUGAAGAACUUGGAGGCUGUGGAAACCCUGGGCUCCACCUCCACCAUCUGCUCUGACAAGACAGGCACCCUGACCCAGAACAGGAUGACUGUGGCCCACAUGUGGUUUGACAACCAGAUCCACGAGGCCGACACCACUGAGGACCAGUCUGGUGCCUCAUUUGACAAGAGUUCAGUGACAUGGCUGUCACUGGCUCGUGUCGCCGCUCUGUGUAACCGCGCUCAGUUCAAGGCAGGACAAGACUCAGUGGCCAUCCUGAAGCGUGAUGUUGCUGGUGAUGCCUCGGAGUCGGCCCUGCUGAAGUGUAUCGAGCUGUCCUGUGGCUCAGUCAGGAUGAUGAGGGAAAGGAACAAGAAGGUGGCUGAGAUCCCCUUUAACUCCACCAACAAAUACCAGCUCUCAGUGCAUGAGACAGAGGAUCCCAAUGACAACCGCUACCUGCUGGUGAUGAAGGGAGCCCCUGAGAGGAUCCUAGACCGUUGCUCUACCAUCCUGGUGCAGGGCAAGGAGCAGCCUAUGGAUGAGGAGAUGAAGGAAGCUUUCCAGAAUGCCUACAUGGAGCUGGGAGGACUGGGAGAGAGAGUACUGGGUUUCUGCCACCUACUGCUUCCGGAAGACCAGUACCCCAAGGGUUUUGCCUUUGACACAGAUGAUGUCAACUUCCAGACGGACAACCUUUGCUUUGUUGGCCUCAUGUCCAUGAUUGACCCUCCCCGUGCUGCUGUGCCUGAUGCUGUUGGCAAAUGCCGAUCUGCUGGUAUCAAGGUCAUUAUGGUCACUGGAGACCACCCAAUCACAGCCAAGGCCAUCGCCAAGGGAGUAGGCAUCAUCUCAGAAGGCAAUGAGACAGUGGAGGACAUUGCAGCUCGUCUCAACAUACCUGUCAGCCAGGUCAACCCCAGGGAUGCCAAGGCCUGUGUGAUCCACGGUACAGACCUAAAAGAUCUAUCUCAGGAUCAGAUGGAUGACAUCCUGAGGAAUCACACAGAGAUCGUGUUUGCUAGGACCUCACCACAACAGAAACUCAUCAUCGUAGAGGGUUGCCAGAGACAGGGCGCCAUUGUAGCCGUGACAGGUGAUGGUGUGAAUGACUCUCCUGCACUGAAAAAGGCCGACAUUGGUGUUGCCAUGGGAAUCUCAGGCUCCGAUGUGUCCAAACAGGCUGCAGACAUGAUCUUGUUGGAUGACAAUUUUGCAUCUAUUGUCACAGGAGUGGAAGAAGGCCGCUUGAUCUUUGAUAACCUUAAAAAGUCCAUCGCCUACACACUGACCAGCAACAUCCCAGAAAUCACACCCUUCCUGCUGUUCAUCAUCGUCAACAUUCCCCUGCCACUGGGAACCAUCACUAUCCUGUGUAUUGAUCUGGGAACGGACAUGGUGCCAGCCAUCUCCCUGGCUUAUGAAGCAGCCGAGAGCGACAUCAUGAAGCGUCAGCCCAGGAACCCAUUCAGGGACAAGCUGGUGAAUGAAAGGCUUAUCAGCAUUGCCUAUGGACAAAUUGGUAUGAUCCAGGCUCUAGGAGGCUUCUUCUCCUACUUUGUCAUCUUGGCUGAAAAUGGUUUCCUGCCCACUCAACUAGUAGGCAUCAGGCUCAAGUGGGAUGACCGCUCUACCAACGACCUGGAAGACAGCUAUGGACAGCAGUGGACAUACGAGCAGAGGAAGAUUGUGGAAUUCACAUGCCACACAGCCUUCUUUGUCAGUAUUGUAGUAGUGCAGUGGGCUGAUGUCAUUAUCUGCAAGACAAGACGUAACUCUGUGUUCCAGCAGGGCAUGAAGAACAAAAUUUUGAUCUUCGGCCUGUUUGAAGAGACAGCCCUGGCUGCCUUCCUGUCCUAUUGCCCAGGCAUGGAUGUGGCACUCAGGAUGUAUCCUCUAAAGCCUACCUGGUGGUUUUGUGCAUUCCCCUACAGUUUUCUCAUCUUUGUUUAUGAUGAAGUCCGAAAACUUCUCCUCCGUCGGAACCCUGGAGGUUGGGUGGAAAAGGAGACAUACUAUUGAUCGAUGGAGCAUCUAUGCUCAAACCCCCUUCAUCUUCCGCUUAUUUCUCCCUCCUGUCACUCUUUCCCUGGCAAGACACACCUCCAGAUGCCCUGCCCCCUUAAA
Molecule: messenger RNA, 3486 nt
Organism: Xiphias gladius (swordfish)
Lineage: Eukaryota; Metazoa; Chordata; Actinopteri; Istiophoriformes; Xiphiidae
Gene: atp1a3b
Product: ATPase Na+/K+ transporting subunit alpha 3b
Exons: 23
Coding region: 310-3381 (1023 amino acids)
Biological process (GO): proton transmembrane transport; sodium ion export across plasma membrane; potassium ion import across plasma membrane
Cellular component (GO): membrane
Molecular function (GO): ATP hydrolysis activity; ATP binding; P-type sodium:potassium-exchanging transporter activity
Source: RefSeq, a predicted model, not a curated record